Gymnodraco acuticeps is the source of this 3243-nucleotide messenger RNA. RefSeq lists its product as uncharacterized. Gene Ontology annotation, molecular function: transcription regulator activity. The record is from RefSeq and is a predicted model, not a curated record. The coding region runs from base 117 to 875 and encodes 252 amino acids. NCBI's taxonomy places the organism in Eukaryota, Metazoa, Chordata, Actinopteri, Perciformes, Bathydraconidae. The transcript is spliced from 2 exons. Gene Ontology annotation, cellular component: nucleus.
CAUUCCUCAUCUUCCUGGGGCUCGAGAGCAGAAGAACGCGGCGACGAAAACCUACCAAGCCGAAGACACGACGGAUUCAAAUCCCUUAUGACACUUACCGAGGGCACGUAAGGUCGAUGUUGGGUCGCGGUGUGAAGCGGAAGUGGAGCUGCCUGGAGGAGCUGGAGGCCGAGGCCCGCCCUGCUGCUGCAGAGAAGGAGAGGGAUGGGAAGGAAGGUCAGGGAGAUGAGGACGGGUUCCUUGUGGGUCCGUCCAAAUCCGCCAUGAACCACCUGCAGCAGCGGCAGCUCGUGCUCGGCCUCUGCAUGGAGAAGCUCCAGAGCUACCAGGCCGGCAUGGAGCUCAGCCUGCGGCGCUCCGUGCUGCUCAUCAACACGCUCCGGCAGAUCCAGGAGGACAUGCAGAGCGACGGGACGGGGACUUCGGAGACGCUCCUCAACCACACAGACUCCUGCCUUCCCAGGGAGGACAUGCAAGUUACGUGCCCUGGGUGUACAGAGGAGGAUGGGGACAGCCUUUCUCCGCCGCUGUCCCCUGAGUUUCCUUCCCAAGAGGCAAACAGCUCGCCAGACCAGCAGAAAUCACUUCCUGCUGCAGCGAUUAAUACUUUUAGUGAGGCAGUAAACGCCAUGGGCUACCUCAGCGACCUCGCCCUGGACGACAUCUUCGAGGACAUUGACACAUCAAUGUAUGAGACUUCAGAACUGCCUUCGGCCUGGUCGGCGGGCUCCCUGUGGCCCAUCAGUGUGUCGCUGUGGACGGACGAGGACGUGAAAAUGCGUCCUCCUAGCCUCCCAUCGGCUGGGAGUCUCCAGUCGCGUCUGAUGGACCUGAACGAGCUGGACCACAUCAUGGAGAUUCUGGUAAAGUCCUGAUCACCAAGAUGAACUCCUGAACAUUUACUCAAAGAGUCUGAUCGCAGCUGAGGACAUGACCUUCGAUUUUUAAGGCAGCAUCUGAUAUUUGGGUUGAAAAGGCGAUUUUUCAACUGGAGUUCAUUCCUAUGCAAAUAACUCUUAUGAAAAUCCAUCCAAAAGCUUAAGUUAUUUGCAUGAACACGAAUAUUUAUAACAAUAGAUGGAGAAACCAUUUUAAAUAUGUUUAGGAAACAGACACUCUUUUACAUUGUCUUGGUUGCUAUAACUCAGGUUGCUAAACACUUGAUGUGUUAUGUGACGGCACCUACAGGUUUUUCUAGAAGUAUCAUUGGAAUUAAAUAUAGGAAAACUUAAGCUAUCAAAUAAUAUUGUUGACAUUCAACAAGUAAAUGUUAUUUCAAACAGACAGAGACUAAUUUCUGCUGUUUUAGGAUAGGUUGUGUGGGUCAAUAAUCUGUAGUAAAAGAACAUGAGGCAUGUCUAGACAAAGUCGAUACACCAAUAGUGUUUUGCAACCAUAGUAAAGUAACUGUAAAAGUGUCUAAAGUAGAUUUUCCUUAAUUUAGUAAAAAUGAUGAUUCAGUUGGACCGUUAAAUAUCCACAACACAUUGUUUAUACCACUUGUCUUUCCAAGUUUUUUUGUAGAAAGCAGCAUCUCUCUGAGUGAAUUUGCCAGAAGAGGAAACCUGAGCUUCCGUGUUUUGUGCGUCACUCAGACUGUAAGAUCAGACCUGAGUUGAUUAUUAAUUGAAAUCCCGUCAAUUACUUAAGAGGUGUGUCCUUCCAGCGUUGGGACUGAAAGACUUCUAUGGCUCUACGUAGGCUCUUUGAAUCAGACAUCAACCAACAGUCUUUGUGGCUGUGUUCAUGCAGCAGUCAGAGUGGUGGACAGUCUCUCUCUAUAUAUAUAAAAGAAUAAUGUGGCCACUGAAUUUGGGGAUAUCCAGCCAAAGAAGUAUCAAGUCCCCAGAGAUUAAUGCCACGCUCACAAGAAGCAGGAACAAAUAAUGACAAGAUGUUUAAAUGUCGGAACGCGUUUUAUCUAAUAUUCUUAUUUAUGAAUGAAAAAUCCACCGCAAUCUGCAGAAGAUCGUUUUUCUAUGUUUAAUUUCUUGUUCGGGUGUGAGUGUAAGUUAUAAUUCAGAUUCUUUAUGACAAACUAUUAGAAGCCUGUACGUGAAUUACUCGCGGUUGACGUGAACAGUUUAUCCUUGUCGGCAGCUUUACGGUAAAUGCAACAUGUCAUGAAAGCAGCUUAAAACAUGUAUUUCAAAUUGUUAUGUUAACCCAGUCUGGUGCUGACUGAGGAGCCCAUCGCCUCAAGUCAACAAUCAGGACUACUUUGCCAUGUCUCAGAAUUGUAAACGACAACAGAAGCCUACAGUAUGUAUUUUAUGGCCAUGAUGGUAUGACUUCUAUUGCAAUGUACAAAAACAUAUAUAUGUGUUUCUACCUGAAACUCUAAUCCCCUGUCUAUGAUUUUCUAUGUGUGGUUUCCUGUUCUACCUCCUGAUGUCUCUUCGUCUACCUGGACACUCCUGUUUGUCACUGAAAUAUUUGCUAUUUUUCACGGUUUUAACUCGGCUGAAUAUCCAAUUCAUUGCAAUCCAAUGCUUUCCUGUCAGACCAAAGCAAUCCAUCCUCAUCUCCUUCUCAUUUUAAAAUGUGCCUUACUACUGAAUUUAAUUUUGAUGAAUAGAUUUAAGUGGUUGGCUGAGCUCGAGCUUCAUUUGUAAAAACCUCAAAACUGAAGCGAGGUGUUCUUUAAAGCACCUUUUGUUUGUUCUCCUUUAUUUGCCUUUUUUUUCUGUGCUCGAUGAACACUAGUGGCAUAUGAGCUUAAUGUAUCCUGACAGGAUGACAGGAAACUAGCUGAGGGAGGAGGUGGUAGCGAGGGCCAUGAGGGAAAAAUAAGAGGAGGACAUGGAGGUGGGAGGAGGGGUGGGGGGAAGCUACUUGCGUCACUUGUUCAGUAGGAGGGGUUUAGAGACUCAGACCACCGACCAAUCACAGGAGAUGUACAAGGAGCCUACUGCUGCUGCUCCAACAACAACUUGUUUUUGCUCCUCAUGCACAGAAAUGCAGUGUUGGAUUUCAGCGUCUGAAAUGAAACCACUUCUCUGUUUUCUUUCUUUGUUUGUAUUUGUUCUAUCUGACAGGACCGAGUACAGAAAGCAGAAAGCUGCAGUGUUAUUUAUAAAUGUAUGGGUGUCAGUAAAGCACAAGCUGUAUGUUGUCCAUGCUGAUUAUGAUAUAAAUAUAACCGAAGGAUGCUAAGUAAUGAAAUGAUCAUUAAUAAUGUAUUGUAUUUUUUGUGAAAUAUUUUAUAGAUUGUAUUCAAUAAUACAGUUAGAAUACCAGAAA